GAGCGGUUGGGCUUUAAGGCGGAGGUAUUCCAGGCGGUGGGGCUCAACUCCAAGGAGGAGUACGUCAAGAAGCACGGCUCCGACCUCUUCAUCCGGGACAUCGACGAGUACGAUCAGAUCUGCAAGGUGGAGCCGUUCAGCCGCGCGCUGACGUCGCUCAACGUGGAUGCCAUGAUCAACGGCCGCCGCAGAGACCAUGGCGCCGAGCGCGCGCACCUAGAACUGUUUGAGGACGGCACACCAGUGAAGGUGCAGCCCCUCGCGUACUGGGAGUUCACGUAUGCUGCUAUCUUGGAUUGCUUUGACUACCUGGAGAGGCACAGGGAGCCAGCCCACCCUCUUCACGCCGACGGCUUCCCCUCCAUUGGCGACAUGAAACUCACCCUGUCUAACCACUUACUCAUCCCUCCCCCUCUUCCCGCCUCCAGGGAUUGCUUUGACUACCUGGAGAGGCACGGGGUGCCAGCCCACCCUCUUCACGCCGACGGCUUCCCCUCCAUUGGAGACAUCCAGACCACCCUGCCUGUUCCGCGCGCCAAGUGGUUUGAGUACGGUGGAGAGCGGUCGGGGCGGUUCCAGGGGCUGAAGAACAGAGACGGGUCGGACAAGACAGAGUGUGGGAUUCACGUGGAGGAUGCUGUUGCCUCGUCCCUUUCCUCCUCCCUCACUCCGCCUUCCUCCUCCCUCACACCACCUUCGUCCUCCCUCACUCCUCCUUCCUCCUCCCUCACACCACCUUCCUCCUCACUGACUCCUCCUUCCUCCUCCCUCACCCCUCCAUGA
Messenger RNA from Closterium sp. Naga37s-1, 783 nucleotides. The record is from the annotation of a GenBank genome assembly. NCBI's taxonomy places the organism in Eukaryota, Viridiplantae, Streptophyta, Zygnematophyceae, Desmidiales, Closteriaceae.